Messenger RNA from Porites lobata, 38270 nucleotides. NCBI's taxonomy places the organism in Eukaryota, Metazoa, Cnidaria, Anthozoa, Scleractinia, Poritidae. The record is from the annotation of a GenBank genome assembly.
UGAGAAUUGCCAGCACCAGGUUGAAUGUCUAAGAAAACGGAUGAGCUGCCUGUUCGGUCAACAAAGAUUGAAAGGAAUCACCUAGAGCUCAUUCUGUGUGGCAAGAUCCUGCAAAGGUUGGUGCUUUUGUUGAAUAAUAUUGCCGUCGUUAAAAAGUGCCCAGAAUUGACAAAAAUGACAAAAACUAAAAAGACAACAAGAAAAAUUUAAAAAAAUUGAAACAACAACAAAAAAAGCAAAUUGUGCCACGCGAAAGUACCGAGAAUCGAAGGGACCGUCACAUCAUUUCAUUUCGUACGUGGAUUCAACAGCAAAAACCUGCGUACAAAGGCUGCGUUUAGGAAACGGGGCUAAACUGUAUAGUGCUUCUGAUCUCAAUAUGCCAUUUUUAUUUGUUCAUCAUCUCUGACAGAUCAGUUAAUUUCUUCCGGUUCAUUCACUUUAUUGCUUUUUAAGCAGUCUCAACCAUUUUUAGCUUCUUUGUUAUUUUAGUGUGCCUUCAAUUUCUUUAAAGGCGUGUUGUCCCUUUUUAUGAAACUCUUCCAUCUUGAGGUAAAGAAAUUGGGUUGAAAAAUUCAUCUACUGUCAUACACUUAAUAAGCUAGUAAAAGUAGCUUGAAGCUCAUGAGAUAUCCACUUAAUUUGUUAAGUUAUCGGUUCAAGUUUUGCGGUUGAUCUUUAUUGAGUAACUUGUUUUCUGUGAUAGUUAACUAUUAAAAAAAGUGUUCGACAUUUAGCUAGUUAAAAGUUCGGAAGGAGCAACAAUUCCACUAACCUGCCGGCUAAUGGCAUAAUCAAAACUGGCGAACUUUACAGUAUAAAAACCUUGAAUCAAUUCCAGUAAAAGGCACGUAUUUUUCAGUUUUAGUUGGCUUUCUUGAGCGAUUUAUCUUCAAGCCACUUCAACCACGUUGCCAACAAGUACCAUCAUUCUUCCAGCACUAUCUUAGAUUGCCCCAAAUCUUUUUAUUCAGUGGAAUCCGUGCGCUAUAUUUGCCUAAGAUCUAGCCAGUACUUAACCUUUCAAAAUGAAGGUCGAGCUGUGUCGCAUCCGCCGAGAAUAACAUUUUGCACGCAAUACUCAGGCUUGACCACGCCUUUACGUAUCUUCAACAUGCAUACCAUCUGUUGUGUUGUGACUUGUUAUAUUAUCAAAGGUGGAACGAUAUUGAGGAUUAAUCAAUAGGAACUUUUUAAAUCCAUAAUCAGAUCCAUAUAGCAAACGUUAUUUAGGCGUCGAGAUUGAUUACUGGUUGCAAUAUUGUUGGAUUAAAGGAUGCUGUAGAUUUGUUUCAAUCACUCAAUGGCACUUUUUAAUUAACGUACAGUCGCGCCAGUAGACAUGGAGUUCAUUUUACAAUAAGAUCCUUCCAGAAAUAAUAUUUUCUUCCUAAUGAAAGCUGUGUUGAUAGACUAGCUACUUGAAAAGAAAUCAUAACAAGCGGUACUCGAAAGGUUCGAGCGGCUAUACAAGAAACUACUGACCGUGUCCAAUAAGCCUGACAGCUUCAGAUGAGACAAACUUUUAUGGACGUAACACUCGUAUUUCUAGUAAAUUGUCCCGUAAUGGCGUACUCGUGAGCGUGAAAGGAGGCCCCCUAAUUAAAUCAUUCAAAUAGUUUUAGCAGAGUCUGAGCCUUCUCUUUUUCACUAAAAACAAAAGAAAAGAAAAGAAAAGUAACGCAAACAAGUAAAAAUAACAUAUAAGCACAUCAGCGGAAAAUGACAGACACAUCCUUGAAAACAAAGUAUAAGCCUCUUUAAGGAAAGGGGGGGGAACCAAACCUCAGCUCCUUCCUCCCGUACUUUGCCUCGGCUUCCCCCCCUUUUUUCUUGAAAGGAAUGGUUACGUAAUUUUUCCCCACUCAUUUCUCCCGCUUCCCUCUCUUUAGAAUUCCCCAUUCGCCCAUUUCCUCUCCCGCCCCCUAUUCUUCCGGGCGUCCACACCCCUGUCUUCCCCCAUCUAGAACUACCAGUAGACACUACCGGUUAUUUUCAAGGCUCCCGCUCUCUCAACUCGGUCCUGAGCGUACGAGAAACCUGACCCGCGUAGAUAAAUCGGUUUGACUGGUUUAUUAACCCACAGAGCACCACUUGAAUUUACGUAUUCGAGGUCAAGAAGCUAAUGUGAAAUCUUGCUCAGUCAAACUGCGUAAUAAGACAGAACAUUUGUUUUCCUUUGGGAUAAUUCCUAAGCCGGAUAUGCCGUAACAACCUUGCCCCACCAGGAAGAAAUGUUUUAGGCAUUGCGUGACUUUAACACUAGGUCAGACAGCUAAUUAAUUACUUCCGUUGAUUAGCUAUGGUAACAAUUCCUUCUCUAAUUAGCACACGCAAACCAGAAAGACCAGAAACUUUCUUCUGUGAUCUUUUUGCGAAGUUCUUUGCUAGUUUUACAUAUUUGCCUUUGAAUCGUUGUGUCUUUCGACCUAAUUUAUCAUGAAAAUUAGACUGGUACUCCAUUGGCCAUUUCAUAAAGAAAAAGAGAAGUUUUACAAUGGUUUCUAAUUUAAGGAGAGCACUACAUACCACAUGUUGGCAGAAUGGCCAUUAAAAACAAAACAUAAGAGUUCUUUGUUUAAAACUAAUCAACGCUUACGGGUUAAAAUUGAAGAGAUCUUUUGCACAGGAGUCACGGAGUUCAGCAAUUGAGUGAUUGUCUUUUGAGGGAAAAAACAUAAACCUUUUUUUAUCUGGUUUCAAAACUGUAGAUUUUAUACAUUCUUAAGACUAUUUCCACACAUUGCGCAAAUCCCCACAGGAAAAUCAUUCGUUUUAAAUUACAUUUUAACGAAUUCAGGUUCUUGUAAUGAGCUUGGAAAACCCCUAAGAAUCGAGCGGAGUCCUGCGGAUUUUUUAUUCUUUCGCUCGAGGAGCCAUGUUUUUUUCAUCGCAUGAAGUUUGUGUUCAUUAUUUCGUGACCCGUCUCCUGCGACCUCUAUCCCCACAGGAAGCAAAACCCACAACAUCUGGACAAUAUUCAUGGCCUUUCAUCACAUCUUGAUUACGGAGACAUGCGAAAGAUGCAUUGGAAAAGAUCCAUUGAAGUAUCGCUACUCGAAUUACCCAUUUAUCCUGUUGAAUGCACUCGAGAAAGACCAACAAUCUGAUUACGGACUGAAUAGUUGUGUUUUUAAGCCAUUUAGAGUUACAGACAGGGGCUAAAUUUUUUUUGAACAAGUCAUUCUGAACGAGAUCAUUUGAAAAUGGAUUACAAGGAGAUUUAUUAAGAGGUCGCCCUUCUAUUUCAAGAUGCUAAAAAGCUUGGUUUUAGAAAAGGUAGAACCUUUAUACCACUAUAUUAUCGUACAAAUCGGUCAUUUCCUCUGAGGCAAAUGUUUUGAAAGAGCGUGAUUUUUAUUUAACUCUUUAUCUCGAGGCAAUCGUUACAUACUGUUUGUUUUAAUUUUCAGAUGAGCGAGAUGCGAGCGUCGGCAGCCAGUCGAAGCUCACGAACGCCAGCGAAGCAAGCCGAAAUGCCACGAGAACUGGGAAUCUGUUGUGAAAAAUGCAACAAUCGCCUGGUAGAGCUGAAACGGCAAGUUAUGCGGCUGAUCUUGCCAGAAAUUCAAGGUGCUUUACAGAGCCAACGAAAGAACAAAAACACGGUGGGUUAAUAUGUUUGUUUGUUGAAGAAAUCUAGCCUCACCAGGAGUAGAAAAACUUCAAUCAACUCUUCUUUAGCGGUUAUUCAAUAAGACUUGGAAGAGUCUUUCAUUUUCAUAAUAUGUUUGCCGACUAUAUUCGGUUGUUGGUUUUUUCAAUGAGGUGAGAACAACCUGGUCGAAUACACUUUUUUCUUGAAGGACGCGUAAUUAUUUCAGUACCUUGAUAAUUGCAAUUAUCGACCUAUUGGGUAAAAAAUUUCAGUCGCGUUGACUAUUUCGCCACAGAAUGGACCCUCCCCAUUCAGGAAACCCCAAAUGGUUCGGAGAAGUUUACAUUGCUUUGACAGAAUUCAUCUCUUAACCAAAAAAAUUUUCUUUUCAAGUAAGACACUGGCUAAAUACGUGCUUCGUAAAAUCCUUUUUCAUUUGUUUGUUUAUUUAUGCUCUUGAUGGAGCCGGAGAGUACUAGAGAUACUACGGCGUGACCAUUUGAAAUUGAUAUCAGCGUGGGUAUAAUAAAACUUACCGUAAAGUGACAGAUUUUACAGUAUCGAUGGUUGAAAGGUGUAUUGAAAAUAUUGUUUACUUUUACAAUUUCCUGACUGACUUAAACGACGUAUCUUCAACGUGAAGACUGAAUUGAAAAGCUAUUGAAAAGUACUGUAAUUCAUUUUUCUCACUUAAACUGAGGGUUUCGUCGUUUCCAACAACCCCUCAUGAGGUUUUUGUCGGUGUCAUUGCUCAUGUGAACAAUUUGGUUUAUACCGCGUUUAACUUAACGAGAUAGAGAAGUGAACAACCUUCGUAUUAGCAGCAGGAUUUGCACAGGAAUCCUUGUUUUUAUCGGUGCUUGUGAAGGUGGGCGGCCUUUCUUUGUAGGAAAGGUGCAGAAUGGAUGCAGGCCACAUAUGAAAAACAGGAACGUUCUUUGUCAUUGUCCAAUGAAUUUAUCCAUAUUGUGAAUGUUGUGGUUAAACUCUGUAUGGUCAGUCCUAGAAUUACGAAUUUACACUUGCUGAGUUUAUUACCAUUAAAUAAACCCCUCCUCGUCUAUCUCUAAAAGAUCAAUAACAAUAAACUCUUCUUCGCGACUAACCAAAUAUAUUCCGGGGGUUAACGACCUGACCCAUUUUUGGCACAGGGACGCCGCCGAAGACGUCUGGACGAAUGGCUAACUUAGGACAAAAAAAAAAUUAAACACCUACGGUUUAUAGGAAAAUAGCUAAAAUAACCUCUGUUUUGAACCUUGUCUAGGACAGCGCACGAAAUGCACAAUCUAUAACUGGUGUUUCUUUACGAAAUGAGACCUAACUUAUUCCACAGUACUGAGGGCAAGUUUGCAUAAAAUGUUAUACCCUGUCCGUUAAUAGAUCGGAAUGGUAAAGAAUUCUGACGUUAGACUCCUUUGCCUGAUAUGUUUUUGUGGGCUUGACGGCGCGGUGAACAACUUUCAAUAACAUUCCCAUCAUUUUGAUGUUACGGACCAAUAAUAACGUCGGAUUAAUUUACUCCGUCACAAUGUGUGAACCAAUGAAGACAAUGAAAGGAUUGUGCACCGAUUGUACCGCCUUUAAUAACAAGUCAUGCCCGCUAUUCUAGACAGAGAGCUAUGCUGAAAACCCGGAGUUGGAGGUACACCCUGUAAUGGCCUAUAUGGGAAGGCUCCGCCCGAAAGGGGUAACUUCUCAGCCUUCAGGUGUAUGAAAGGGUAACGUAUAUGAAAGGAUAGGGAGAUUUGUCAUUUAAGCCUGUAAAAUGACGUAAAAAGAUUAUAGAAGGAUUUUGUGAUUUAUUCAUAUUUAAAAGACGGUGCAUUUACAGCAGUCAAAGGGGAUUCAAAGAUCUAAACUAGGUACGUGAAAGGGGUACCAUUUGUCAAUAGAAGGUGUACGAAAGAGGUACCUUUUCUGUCCAAAAUGGUAUAUAAAAGGGUAAGGGGGCGGACCCUGGGGCGGAGCCUCCCCGUAUAAAAUUUGUUGAGCACCCCUCCCCCCCCCACUGGGGGCGGCCAAGAGACCAUACACUUUUCAGCAGCACCUCUAGCCCUAGUAACUAGGAAGCAGUCCCCCAUCCCUCCCCUCCUGUUAAUAACCAAGGAUUUUUUUCAAGUUUUGAACUGUUGUAAUACCAAGAGUUUUUUUAGCGACCGUUGAAAGUCAGAUUAAGCCAUUUAUUUCAAAUUCUAUCUCGCUGGGAUAAUUCCACAAGGAUGUUUAGCUCUGCAUUUUUGACAUAUUCUUCAAACAAAAAACUCUCAAAAUUUCCGUUAAAAUCUGAUAGCUUGAUAUUGAUACCAAUUAUUUAAAAUCAUUACUUUCCGGUGACGAAUGAAGACUAGGCAUUUGUGAUGGAAACAAUGUUAUUGAUCACAGUCACUUUCCUUUAUAACAGUGAAAUAGUAAUUUUAAGGCCAAAAAGUUACCGUUGACAUUUGUCACUACUUCUAAGAAAUUGGUUUUAAAAAGUUCCCUUCAAAUCAAGUGGUCCGAUGCUGAUGAUUUUGACGUUUAUCAGUCAGUCCAGUCGUUUUAUAUCCAGUCUCAAUAGUUACGUAACAUACAUUUUCUCAAUGUUUAGAGCAUUUUAGGAUUUAACGUUGCGAUACUUUUUGAAGAUACUUACAUGUAUUUGUCAUUCUUUUAAACUUGUUCCAACCUGGGUAGAUGGUCAAGAUGGUUUUGAUGCUGUAAUGGUCUCAGGCCCUAGGUUUGUUAAAAUUUGGGCUGGUGUUCAAGGUUAUUGUGACUUUUCUUUGUGAGCUGAUAGUAAUGCACAUUUUUGGAUUUCUAUGAAGUUCAUAUUUGAAAGAAAAAAACCCCUUUAGGGAAAUAGUGCUGUAAUAAUGUAACUUUUGAAUCCGAACAUGUAAUUCUACAGUGUGACAACGGAAGCCGAGAAUCGAUCCUGAUUUCUCAAACCCUGGAUUUUCUCUUGAACCUCAAAAAUACCGUAAAAUUCCGAAAAUAAGCCCCGGGGCUUAUAUUUUUCAAAGGACCUUUUUGAGGGGCUUAUUUUUGGAGGGGCUUAUCUACAGAGGGAAAUUUGCGUUUCAAAAUCGAUUGGGCUGGCCUUAUAGUUAGAAGUAACUUUACCGUUUUUGCUUUGUUUUACUUUGUAUUCAAGGGAAAUUUUCCAAGUAUGAGCCCCCGGGGGCUUAUAUUUGGAGGGGCGAUUUAACGGAGGGUUUUUUGCGUUACCGGUUUCGGGGACUUAUAUUUGGAGGGGUUUAUACAUGGAGGGGCUUAUUUUCGGAAUUUUACGGUAUUCAAACUAAUCCCCGAGUCAAACACUGAAAAUUUUACCCUCUUUCUAAACCUGCCAAUAAUUUGAGCUAAACAUUCUCCAGCAGGUUGAAGAAUUGUGAUUUCACUGUUGAAACUUCUUCAUCUAUACCUUCUCAUGGUAACAUUUUUCGUUCAGUAUUUUUCAGAAUGACAUUUUGGAUCUUUUUCGUCGAGUUUUCGUUCGAAAAUUAACGAGCCGUCUCUGUCAAGCUUUUUGUGUAAAAAAUGUUUACCGCUCCACAUUCUCUGAUUUCAUGUCAUUUCGAGUCAGUUUCGAGAGAAUAGCUGAAUUUUUAUAUAAGACAAAAGUGUGUUUAUUCUUUGAGCAGACAACACUAAGUUAACUUCGCAAUAAAGCUUUUUUGUCUAAGAUAUUUGCUUCGUGCUGUGUUGUAUCAACACCUUAGCAAUAUACAGUCAGUGGCUUUUGUAGUCCACUAUACUAUGGGUUAAAAAUGGCGGUUGCAUUUCGGGUGCCAUUAUUGACAACUAGACAUUAGCUAACCAACAUUCGUUUUCAUACACAAAGAUUCCGCCUGGGAAAAUAAAGUGAUUUAAAACAAAAGAUUCGUCGUCAAUUUUUAUACGUCGGCUCCAUCGGAAGUCUUGAGUAAUUUUUUAUUGUAUGCAUGACAAAAAAUCUUGACUGGUCGCUGAGAGUUUUUUCAACGAGGAAACAUCGUCCUUCAAUUUUCGAAGUUUUGGCAAUUCAUUUUGAAAUACAGUUUUUAUCUUUCAUAGACAGAAAGCGAUGGUUUAACUGUGAAACUCUAUCAUUCAAUUUUGCUUUUUCAGCAGCUGAAAACAGCUGAUAUGUACGCGCUCGCCGCCUAAAGUACUGAGCAAUUAAAAACUGAGUCGUACAAUUUUUAAAGUUUGUAAUGGUUUCAUUAUCUGCCAAAGCUAUUUACAAUAUUCAUAUCCAGAUUACAGAAAAUGUUUGUUUAACAGAUAUUGAACAGACAACCAUCUUAAAAAGACAAUUUGAAUGAAUGGCAAGUGGAAAUAUCAGUCUCUCGAUAUAGUUUACACGUUUCUUUAGCUCUGUUAAGUGCGUGUAGUUCGUCAAGCAUACGAUAUUGUGCAAAGUCUAUAAAUAGGACAUAGUUACUGAAAUGUACACUUAAAUAGAACCUGGAACACUCAGUUAAGGUCUUUUUUCCCGCAUAAAUAACAGCAAAAUAUUGUUCUUUCGUUUUCUUAAAAACAUUAAAAACAGGAAAUAAUUGCUGGAAAUUACGGGGUAAAACAAUUUGCGACUAUUAUUUUCAGAGCUUAGCGCCUAAAGAAAGUGAUAUCUUAUUACUUCGAUUGAGGAAAAUUUCAAAGCGCGUUCCUUCGAGGUUCCGGUCCAGCCUUUAAUUUUCAUUAGAGUCUGUCAAAGUUCUUUAAACAAAAUACAUAGCGACGACAUUUCAUUUACACUGCGUAUUGCUUUGUAAAGAGUUCAUUUCAGUUCAAAGCAACCGAAUAUGGAAACAAGCCUUGGUUUGACUUCCAUCAAAGCGCACGUGCUUCUCCUUUUAUUCCCGAAGAUAAUUCAUCCAUUGAUUUCCUUUUUGCUAUUUAGAAAAGAUGAAUAGAUGCUUAGAUAGCUAAUGAAAUCCAUAUGCAAUUUUCAGCCUAGUUUCUUUUUGUGUGCUCCUUGUUUAAGCUUUUUUUUACAUAGCAAGUAAUUGAACAAUAUGUGGGUCCUUUCUUUCUUAUUUUCCAGCGUUUUGAAAGAAACCAAUUUCAUCGUCCUAUGUGUGUCGCUAAUGGACUUGCACUUAAUUGUUUCUUCCACCCAUUUUACUGGGUGAUAAUUAUCUAAUAAAAUUUCGAGGCUUUGUUCAGAUCUGAAUACUCGGAUUUGCAGAACAUUACCCUUGAUUUUUAACCAGCUUUGCAAACUUUUAUUGAAAGGUAAAAGCUUUAAACAAAAGGACUGUCUUAUUUAUAUAUAAAUUAACUUUAAAAAGGUUGUAGUGAUUAUCUCACACGAAGAUCACCGAAUUUCUUUUCAUGUUAUUAUCCGGGUGUUAUCACUUUGAACAAAACAUUAACCAGAAGGCGGGUCUUUCCCCUUUGAACACCUUAAAAUAUUCUUUGUUCUGCAUAAUAACUAUUGGAUUCACUUAAAAUAUUUUCUUUUAAAGUUGUAAACAUUGCGCUAAAAUUACUAACGUUCACCGCAGAGUGUGUUUUAAAAAGGCACUUGGCACGAGCCGGCCUAUGACACGUGCUAUUCGCGCGCGCAAAUUGCUUCAAUGUUAUUGGUGAACAGGCGAGGACAAUACGAAUUGGAUUAUCAUUAAGAGAAAUCGUUAGCGUUAUAAGAAAAAUCGCGCUAGUCUACCCACUGUUCUACUCUGCGCGAAGGACGAAGCAGUGGCACGAUCGACAUGUCGUUAAAUCGCGGAUCCUCGCGAAGAAGUCAUAGCUUGGAAAACUGGCGAGAUUUUGGUGGCAGUUUGCCGUUAUUUGAUCAAAAUAACUGGCGGCAACGCGGGCUGUACGAAGAUUUAUCUAACGCCACUAAGUGUGGGAUAUCGCAGGUUGGUUUAGUUCUCUUAACUGUACGCUCAUUGAGCAAUGUUCAAAUGACAUCCAUUUCCACUAGUUCGUAUUUGCAUGCAUUGAAACGCUGAAAAUUCUUACCUAUGCUGAUCAAUUAUUGUUAAGCUUGAACUCAGCAAAAAAGAAUAGGAAGGCUAUAAAAUGCGACAACUUUAAAUUUAAGAGAUAUGGCUAAUAACUGAAUAUCAUUACGCCCGGUGAAUUACAUAAAACUGACUUUGCCUGCACUUAGUGUACAAAACCAUUGUACUCAAACUUAAAUCAAAUUAGCACCCUUAGCCUUCAAUUUAUUGCCCUUUAAACACUGGUUCGAAUGGCUUCAACUGUCAAAGCACAUGUCUUAGAAUGAUAGAUGAUGUGGUGUUAAGGAUUUAUAUAUAUAUACAAAAAAAAAAAAUUCAGUGGAGUACUGUAAAUUCUGGUUUUUCUAGGUCUGGAAGGGGAAUUCAUAGUGGCAAAUGAACAAAAUCAAUGAUUGUCUUUUAGCUUCGCUUAAAUAGGAGCCAGCGAGAGUCUAUAAAAUACAUCAAUAGGUGAUAUCCAUUUUACUUAGUCUAUAGUUGAAACUUUCAAGGAAGUAUACUUCAAAUACAUUAAGCAAGUAGUUCAUUUUUUCGGUUUCCUUAGUAAAAAUGUACAUAUUAAUCAAGUUUUCGCGCGCAGUUUUCUUCGACUACUAUGUUUGUCUUUACAGAAGGAACUUCCCAGAAAAAUCAAUUGCAUUUUCGUUCUCGAUUUUAUUUCGUUUGUUUUCUUGUCUGCUUCUCUGUGCUCAAAUACAAGGGAAAAUGGAGAGCUAACUCGUUGCGUGAGAAAACAGAAUUACAUAUUCAGCUCACUUAACGUUGUUUCGGAACUUCGCAGUCGUUAUUUACAAUGUAGACAUGUUCGGAGCAUGCAAACGCAGUAGGACAUUACUUAUAUCAAAAGUUAUGACUUCCUUUUUGGCGACAAUUUCGGCGUCGACCUUGCCCAAAAUUAAGGCACAAAAGACAACUGAAACGAGUUUUUGGCAGAUCAUUUCUUGAGAAAACAGGUUUAUUUUUGCUGACUUAAGCGUCUUCUAAGCAAAUGUUUAGGCUUUCUAACGCAGGUUAAAAUGCGUAGUGCUUUAUAGUUAUUGUACAUCGCCACAUGUAUAGAUCGGUCUCGAUAUAUUAUCAUAUUUUAGACAAAAACGGCGUUGCUGGAUAUCGGCGCCGUAUUGUCGGCCCGGUCAAGAUAAUAACCCAUAUCUGAAUGGAAAAGUGCAUGUUGGGCAUAUUUCAGGUUCUUUGUGAACGCUAACCAUCUCAUCAUGUUUGUGUUGUAGCUAGACAAUGCAGGCGUCACAAGUCUUCGGCUAUAGUUACCCAUAAAGACCUCCUAUAGUUAAAGAUUAAGUGUUUUGAUAAUACAGUCAUUCGUCCCAGAUACAGGGUUUUCCUGAGUCACAGUAAAACCUAAUUUGCGGUUUCUUUGUAUGAAGAUUUGAGGCUUUCCGGAGUAAUUUUUCCAGAGUUAUGGUUGAAGUGAGUUUGAUCAGCAGAAACAUUUUUCUUGCAAUAUUAUCUAGCGUUUGGUGAAGACAGGUGCAUAAAAUCAAAAACUGACCAGAGUUAUUCGAAAUCACUGACAUUCUCGUAGAGAAAUGAUUGUUCUAUGGAAAAUGGAACAGAACGCAAUAUCGUGAUCGGUCGAACCGCAAAAACUGACAUUUUGACCUCCUUUUUAUCGUUUUUUAACAGGUGUGGUUUACUAAAGCGCCGCUUCUUCGUUCCGUUGCUUACAUCCGAAGUUGUAAACACACAAUAUGUUAAUAAAACAGAUAACUACAACUUAUUCCAUGUGAUCGAAAAGAACUUUCAUUGUUUAUCUUGGUUUAGAGACAGCCUAAGUCAAUACGUAACUUAUUUCACGGUGACAAAGGUACACACCUAUCUCGUUGAUAUAACUCACUUUAUUAUUCAAUAAAUUCAAUCACUUAAUAGCUUUUUAUUCCAUCAGACUAAUUGCUGUUAAUUAGAAAUCAUCCCUGACGUUUUUCAUUUUCCUGUUCUUUGUGUUUCUCCCUAAACCUUCUGUUGUUUCGCAUGACAUUUCAAUUUUAGUCUCGACACGCUAAACAUCCCUACAACUAUGCAAAAUAAUACUAGAAGAUUGCCUUUUUGGCGAGAAACAAAUUAGGGCAAAAUCCUCUAGCCCUUUCCGUUCUUCAGAAAAGUUCAUUGAAAACCUAGGGAGAAAAAAGCUAGAGUUAUUCCUAGGUGUCUUAAAACUCAAAAAUAACUCCUUCGCUCGAAGUCCGAGCUACCCAUAGUGAAAAAUUAUAUUUAGCUGCCAUCCUUUAGAGUUUGCGGUGUGGAAGAAAUCUUAUAAAGCGUGACCAUUCGAUUGAAGUAUCUUUUAAAGCAACACUUUCGUGUGGUUGUUUCUAUUAUUUUCGAAUUGUACAAAAAUACAAUGUAGGCCCUUUUUCUAUCAUGUUCUCGUUUUUAUUCCUCUAACAAGAGUCCAUAACUCUGCUUAUUUAAUGUAUUCUCUUCAAGUACUUUGUCCCAAGAGGAACGUAUUUCUGUUUCUAAUUUGCUUUGGCUCUAGAAUCUCACUGACCUUACUUAUGAACGCAGUUUGCAUUAAUUAAGUAGGUAAUCGAUCUUACAAAUGGUGGGCGUAUGAAGCAGUCAGCACGCCACGUGUUUAAAGUACUGUUAUCAGUUAUUAUGUCGGUUAAUCCCUCGAAGGUUUAGAUAAUCAUCUAUAUUUACGUUCGUAUUAUUCAUUUUGAAAAAUAAACAAAAUUUAACGCUGGGUAAACUUCAUUUAUUCCUUUAAAAAUCAUGUUGUGUCUGACUUCGAAACCUUGGUUGAAACUGAAACAUUUUCACGCGAUUCACAAGGCCGUAAUAUUAAUUUUGCUGCUUAUCUAGGCUUUCAAAGUGACAAGUCUAUUUAAAUUAGGCGAACAGCAAGCAAUUUAAGAGAUGUGGAAUGCAACUCUUUAAGUUAUUAUUUAUUUAUGCUGUCGUUAAAAGCAAAUUUUUUAGGCAAACAACAAGAUCCACCAAAAAAAACUCAAUUUCAGAAUUUUCUUCAUUUCGGAAUAGAGUUAUUUUCUGCAAAAUUCAUCGCCAAAAAGAUAUUCUACAGUUGUUGCCAUAACUUGUUUUCACAACUGCUACUUUCAACUUAAUUUCGUUUGGUAGUUAAUAAUACUGAAACCGUUGCUAUUCUUGGCUAUUCCUAUAGUUGCAAAACCAAAUUUUGGAUUUUUUUUUCCGUGUCUUUCAAGACAUUAAAAUGUACACGUUAAUUGAAUGCCCGAAGUGAUAAAAGGUGCCGACUUUUACGGUAGAUUGGCAGGUAUUUGUUAGUUGAAAUUCUUGUUCAAUUUUAUAAAAAUUUGUCCUUUGUUUAAUCUGAAUAGUUCACUUUACAUGACAAAGAAGAACUAUUCAUUUUAAACUCUCUCAGAUCUGUUAAUUAUAGAUUCUCGUAAAUGAUAUGCUGUGAACGCGAGUUUCCUUUGUACUAGAGAUACGUGAUUUGGAAGAAGCGUGUAAUAGGUUGCUAAUCCUUCUCGAUCAGACACUCAGAUUAUGAGUAUAAGAUUUACAGACAAAAUAUCCUCGUACAAGACCUCGACAAAGACUGUGGUAAUUGGUGAUGGAAGGCCAUCAUUUGUGCACCAUUCCAGAGAUGUUGGUCGAUUCAGUCGACGCAAAGGUAAAUGAGCAGUUGAAUGAGAUUCUUAGAUAUGAUUCGAUCUAAAAUUUGAGCGACGUCCCCUCUUUUUUGCUUUUCCGGGUCUGCGUUGCGUUGAGAGACUGAUAGUCAUCUUUUGGCCAGAGAGCUAAAGCAUUGUCGAUGUUUUGUCUCGUCAGCAAAUUAAACUCGCCCUGUCUUUGUCUGAUACAAUAACGAAAUCUGAAAGACUCGGGGACGCGUAAGGAGAACGUUAACAAGUCCCGAGGGGGUAUUCCCGGGAAUAUUUGGUGGGGGUGUGCCUCCCGGUUCUCUAAAUCCUUACCCCAUUUCACACCUAAAAAUGUAAAUUUCCACACUCGUUUUCAGACCCAGCCUCUUAACUCUAAGCCCGUUUUCAAUCCUUGUAUAGGUAGAAAUUAAGUCAUCAUCUUUAGACGAACUCAAACAAAAGAAUUCCCAUAUUACUCUUUCUUUCUGAUUCAUUUGGAAUUGAAACGACAAAUACGUUCAUACACGCCCGUAGUUCCCUCGAAAAGCAGACCCGAUUCCAGAUCAAAAUGGUCAAAAUCUGUACCCGUUUUCAGACCAAAACGGCGCAAAAACCAUACCCUUUGGGGCUGCAUGUACUUAUAUGGCUAAUAUAAGGGAGUACCCCACGGUACCAGCGCCGUAGCUAGUAUGAGGCCAACCGAGGCACUCGCCUCGGUAAAAUUUUGACGAAUUUCGCCGAUCAUUUUUAUUUUACGUAAGCGAUCAUCGGAUAUUUUUAACGCAUCAUGAUAUUACAAAGAAUUCAGCAAUUCAGUCAAUAUACUAUGAAAAAAUUACCAUAUCAUCGAUCUCAAGGGGCUACGUACGUUAACUCAAAUUUUUUUUGAACAAAUACUGAUCAAAACCAUUGGCGAGGUUAACGGUCACCCAGAUUAUGUAGCUUGUUUCUGAUUAUUGCUUUUUAAAUUCCACUUAAAUUAACUCGAAAAAAAGUUACCGAAAGGCCCAGAAAACGCUGCAAAUCGCAUUUCCGAGAGAGUAAAGUUCAAAAUUUCUCGGGGGGGGGGGGGCAUGCCUCCGAACCCCCCUAGCAACUCCAGCCUGCCUCGGUUGGCCGUUUGGUCUGGCUACGGCACUGGGUGCAAGUCACUGAUGUUUCCAACCACAACUUCUGUUUGAUUAAGAAAAAAAGGCGCGAGAUUUUUAGCCAGUCACCAUGAUAAGUAACGCAACACUAAUUUCUCAGUUUCAGCUCUCAAUCUUUUAAUUAAUAACCGCUUUCAGCUGCGCUUUAACCUAUUCGCCGCCUGGGAAUUUUGCUGAAAAACGCGUUUUAAAGCUAGUCGAAUCGUUUUCUGGUCAUUGUCUUACUAUAAGGAGAUAGAACUUACCAAAAAGCCGUUUACAGGUCGUGCGCUUCGCAGCCUUCCAUUCCAGAUGCAAAAUACUAUCGGCUUCCGAAGUUCGCGCGUGGGUUUUAAAGUGACACAACUGAUGUUGAUUUUUACUUUUCGUAUUUCUUCCUUCCUUCUUCGUUGGCUUUUCUCCCCCACUUUUUUUUCAUUUGCUGGACAUUUACUAGCCCUCGAUCAUUUUGGUGAAAAAAGUCUUCUGAAGAGAUGUCAGGAUCGUAGGGUUAGAUGGAAGUGCAGGCGGGUAGUGGAAAAAGAUUUUCAUCGGAAUUCUCGGUUCAAUUUUAUAUGUUUUUCGCCCUUUUCUCCGGCUUCCUUGCCGGCAUCGUGCUCAUUCUGACAUGAUUUUGAAGAUCUCUUCUUCCAGCACAAGUUAGAUGAUAAAGUUGUCCUUGACCGUUAAAACUGAUGACGUGAUCAGUGCUACAAGGGACGUGGAUCUGCAUGGGCGGUUACGGGUGGUUCAGGGGUGGACAAUAAUUGAUACAAUCAUAGUUAUUAGAGGAGACUGGUUAUGAAAAGCGGCAAACAUCAAUGAUAAAAACAACUGUGCUGCAGUUUAUGUUGGAAGUACCGUGAAAGUGCACAAUCCUUUGUUUUCUGUUGGCAAAUUGUUACGGAAUAAAUUAAUGCAACGUUUUUAUUGGUCAAUACAAUCAAAAUGAUAGGAAUUCUUUUGAACGUUGUGCACUUUCAGGUCCACAAAAACAUAUAACAAAGGAGUCUGACGGGUUUCAUAACCAUUCCACUCAAUUAACUAUGAUACAAUGGACUACUGGUGCUGUACAGUGAGCCAUUCGCCGUCGCUGAUUCAUUGUAGCUAACCUUUGGUUUUGCUUUUAAAAGCAGUAGUUUUUCACUGUCUUAAGAGGUUAAUCGCGGUAAGCAGUAGUUGUGUUCCAGGAAUCCCGAGUUAAAAUUAGUGUUUAAAACAUUACAGUGAGAUAAAGUGACUGCAUUUGACCCACGGCCAAGAUUUUUGAAGCAGCACUUUAAAAGUUCACUUAGAUUAUUGGACUGUUGGUAAGUAUCUUAGAAACAAGUGGUUGCCCCCUCGAAAGAGGAAGAUAGAAGGCAUUAGAUACUUAACUAGGAUUUAGUCAAAGUUUGUAGAAUGUCAGGGAAUCUCACCAUCAAGUUUCCUUGUGAAGACUUUCUAAUUGUCUCUAAUGAAUUCUCAGGGACGAGUUCGGCUUGUGCAAAUAUAUUAACUACCUAAAGGCAGAGUUAAAACGCGUGUUAUUUCCAAAUACGCAGUUUAACAGAAUUGCCUGAGGUCUGUUUGGAGAGCUUACGAAGAGAGGCAUUAAUUGUGUGUAAUCACGUUGUACGUUUUAUCCCCUGUUCUAAACCACUUACCUCCCUGAAGUCUGGGGUCUUAACCCUUUCACGCUUGAAUUAGGAAAAAAAAAAUGCUGGAGAGGUUUCAUUUGAAAAGUCACUCCAUAAGAUUUCAUUCACAGACUCACAAAUUAGAACUACCUAGUGCAGUAUGAUAAACAGUGCCACAAGGAAGUACCACGUAGUAGCUUUUAUUUGAGUGAUCACCGUCGUCCACGAACUCAAAAGUAAGAAUUGCGUGUGUGUCCAUAAUUUGGAGACUUUUGAAGUGAAAGCUUUCUGGAAAUUACUUAAGCAUUAGCAUCUAAUGAUGAAUUACUAAAUUGGAAAUGGUUUUAAUUCAUUGCUGUCUCAUCCUGAAGCAUGCUUAAACGUCGCGUUAAUUACCACGAGCUAUUUACAAAAGAGCGAACUCAUUUUAACGCUCAAGACCGUUUUCGAAAUUCACGUGAUUGGUCGCGACAAAUGAACUUUUUUUAAUUGCUCCCCUAGGCUAUAAACGUUGUUUUCUCGUUGUUUCUUGACAACACAACAGUGUUUGAUUGCUUUAUUCUUUCGUGUGCGUUAUUAAUACUACCGUAAGUAGGUCGUGAAAGGUUUUUGUGUUCAUCAAGUGUUUUCGUAUCGAUGCCCCUCCCUUGAUUAAAUUAAAAUAAUGACGAGACCAAGCGUUUAAUUCGUUUUUGGCAUAAAUAGCGGUUAAACGUGCUUAUGUUACAAGGACACUUCAGUUGUUGUUUUUACAUACACUUGGUGCUUAGCUGCCUUUUUCGUGUGCACGAGUUUAUGCCAAGUAAGAAAGGAACACGAUUGCGCUCUUUUCACAAGAUAGGUCUUUGGUCGUACUGCGGACUAAUCAAAUAACAGUCACCGAAACUACAUCCAGGUUUGCCUCAAGCCAAGGUAAUACUCGACAGUUCCAUCCCUAUCCAGGGUUCGUGACUUUAACUUUUUGGCUUUGAGUGCCUCGGUACCACUCAUGUUCAGUUUCCGGGAUUCUUUUAUUUUCUCUGUACAAGAUAGCUUUGUCGUCAAACACAGUCUUUGUAGGAGAUUGUAAGGUUUGACUCAGACUACAGAACCAACAGCACUCGCUAUAGCCAUAUCAUCAACAUGCAUUUUCUCUACACCGUUAUCAACAUGUUUCUCACUAUAAUGACUAUGAGAAUAUCUUAUGUGAAGGUCUAGAACUUACAUUACCUUUGUGGUGAUCGUAGUUUUGUAAUAGUCUCAUAACCCUGUAAAAAAAGAUAAAAUAAAAGAAAAAGGGUUUUUUUUAGCUUAAUUUAAUACCUAGUUUAUAGGUGAAAUAGGAAGCAGAUUUUCACUACCGUAGAAAUUGACAUUGGCCUCCUGUCUUUGUUUCUCUUGAAUUUUGGGCCAAUUAAAAUGGAAAGGUUAUAGUUGGUUCCACGCGAGUUCGUUAAACUCGUAAACGUACCAGGACCAAAAUGUUUACAGCGAUCCGGGCAAUAAUAAUGUUUACUGGAGAUCCGUCAACGUUAAGUUAUCCAAUCUGUAUACUGAUCAUACGAUGAUAGUUCAUCCCGUUCACAUGUGGACCGAAACCUUAAGCACUUAAGCUCGCUUACAAACUCAAACAACUUGGUGUAAACACGGCGUAAGAGGUCGAUGAUUAAUUUGCCGUAAGUCGGUUAUUCAUGAGAUUAUAUAUUGCCUGUAAUCCAGUUACCACAGUGGAUUGUACUGGGAGAGUUAUUAUUUUGUAAAUAGGAACGGAAAUACUGCUAUAGAAUCUUAAAAUUAGCUUUGACGGCGGUUUCCCAACGUGAAAUCUUGUAAGUAUAGUUCAUUGUUUUCAAACAAUAGGAUAGGUUGUUGAUUUGAAUAGAAAACACACUCGCUCUGUUUUUUUAGUUAAAGAAGACGAAGAAAAAUAAUUAUCAUUGGCGAUGGGGGGAGCACGCAGUCAGCUAAACAUUAUUACGUAAAACGGUAAAUAGAAUAUAUAAAUAAGUAGUUACUAAGUUUAAAAAAGUUGUGUAAGACUAAAGUUGUGCUAAAGUUGUGUGAAACUGCUAGUGGCUGAGAAGAAAACUAAACCUGGAAAUUAUUUUUAGACGGAAGAAGGUUGAAAAAAAGUCGUGAAUUCUUCAGCAGAUACAGUUGGUUUCUAUUCAAACAUAUCAUUUGCACGAACGAAUUUGCUAUAAACAUCCUUCAGGGGAAUUGUUUCCAUUCUUAAACAUAAAGGGAAAUUUUAGUAUGUACGUCACAUGUAGAUGUCUCGAUAACUAUACAAUUAUACGGGGUGGAGUUGAAACCUCCCACAAUAUCGUAGAUCCUAUACAUAGAAACCCAGACUAUUUAAAAACAUAUACCUGACUAAAAGGCAUCUUGGGGAAACUUAGCGGGUGUUAAAUUAAACAAUUUUUGAACCUUUUCUGCUCGGUUUGCCGUUAAUUGAGCGAAGCAAUUCCUGACAACUUGUCACUGGGUUUAAAAAUGACAUGAUUAAUUUUAGUGACAUCAAUACUCAAAUAAAGUGAGUCAGGCUUUUGAUGGUUAAUGGGGCAUGCAAACGUUGCGUGUUUAAACUUUUCGUGCGUGUCAAAAGGGGUGCUAGGUCAAAAAAAUAUAAACAAAAUACACAGCAUUUUUGUCAACAUUAGUCAUGACUGUGAAUCAAGAGGCGCAGGAUGAGGGAGCAUCUUCUCUUGCAAGUUCAAGACACAGUAGGCGACUUAAAAAAGAGGUAAAAUUGUAGAAAAAAAAUCUCAUGUUUUAUACCUCUUUACGAAAUCUUCUUGCAUUCCAGAUUGUAGCUAGUCAGUUUUUAAGUAAGUUCGAGCUAAAUUUUCAUUUAAUUUGUUUUUUAGGGAAAGUAGCUGGUUUUUGCAUACUAAGAAUUGUUAAAAAUUAUUCAUUUUAAUAUAUUUGUUGAAGAAGAAGGGUACCACAUUUCGUUAUCUUUUGAUGGUCCCGGCUUCACGUCGCUCUAGAAAUUAAAAUUGUCAACUUCAAAUUUUGUUUUUAAUUUCAAAUGAAUAUAACGUUUUGGCAUUUCUCUCAUUUGUACUCCUUGACAAGCAUUGACUGGUUCUUUAUUGCGCAAACAUUCCAACCUUGUUCUGCCAUGUUGCACCCUCACCCACUAUUUCCAACUGUUAACUUAGCCCAAAAAACAACGAGUAUCAAUCUAAUUGUCUAAACCUGUGCGUAUUAAGUCUCAUCUUCUGAGAAAGUUAGGUUUUAAAAAAGUCACACCUUAUUUUAAGGCUACAUGACAUUGUACGAGGAAAGUGUGGGAGGUCUUUUUCGUGAGAACUCACAAUCUUAUCAUCUCCUUGAAUUGUUUUAACAGGGGAUUGCAGACGAGCUUAAGAAUUAAGCUCAAUUUUCUUCUCUAGGAAUGUACAAGUGCUUAACAAAGGAACCGUAUUUUCCCUCGCGUGCUGUAUCACUUAUUUCCGGCUAUUAGUAAUGCUUGCUUGAGGCUUACUAUCGACAUCGUUCAGUUUAAGCCAACUUAUUUUAAUUUGUCACGCGAUGUUUUAGGCGAAAAUAAACGAGGACAGCUUGAAUUACUCACGUACAAGGUACUCGAUAUUGUUUUUGCAAAGGCGAACGUGGAUUCCAUGGUUCGUUAGUAAUUGCACCUACUUUUAAGUCCAUAUUAUCGUCUAAAAUAAAGGAGGACAGCUUACAGUACAUAAACAAGCUUCACAUUGGCGUUAAUAACGUAAACUUGCUUGUUACUAAGUUUGCAAGUAUGCCAACUUUUCACCGAAAUAUGACAUGAGAAAUUGCAAGGGCUAGCAUGCAGGAAAAUAAAGUCAAUAAGUAAUGAUAUGAACAGAGCUUUAAAUACGCAAAUAUACUCGAUUUGCAUUGGUACGUACUUGGAUUUAAUGCUAUGGUAGUUGGUGAUAGAUUACACGAGAACGCAUUUCAUUGAUUUUUUUUUUUUUUCGCAAAGUCACAUUUUGUUCAUGUCAGUAACAUUGAUUCUGAUGCGCAAACUUGUGUUUCUGUAGAGGUCCUCUUCCGUCGCAAUUAAAUUGCUCGCUAGGAUAGUGAGGCUUUUAGGUUUGCAUUUAAAUGAAAGGAAUUUUACGCAAACAUAGCACCCCUGUUGUGAUAGUUCGAUUCCGCUUCAGAAAUAGACGAUGAGUCAUCUCUUUUAUUCUGCUCACCUGAGCAGUUCGCGGUGUCAUUUUCAAAUCACGUAGAAUGUUACUGUCACAUAUUUUUGCGUUAUGUUUUCCGGUAUCCAGGCUCGCUGUUACAGUAAUGUUCAUAGGGGGCAAGUGAUACGUAAAGGCUGCUGGAACGGGUGCUUCAAGCAUUAGAUUUCCUACGUUUCCCCAACCCUUCCCCCCUUAUCCCUUCUCUCGUAUUAAUUUACACAAUUUUGAUCAAGUAUGUUGGCCACUGACUGCAUUGUGUCUUAACUCUGUAAAGUUUAUUUGAAGCUUUUGUUUGUUUAACAUUUUUCAGUCCACUAGCUUUGUGCCAUUAAUACUUUUAAGGGUCAAUAGAUUAUUAUUAUUAUAAUUAUUAUCGUUGUCGUUGUUGUUGUUGAAAUCUUUGUUAUUACAAGUAUUAUCUUCAAGUGGGAACGUCUUAUUUCGUCAUAUUGCUCUUUGCCAAAGUAACGUUCUUGUCCUAACAUUUGUGGCCGUUUUUCCUUCAGGGAUCCCUCGCGGCAAGGAUCUUCGAUCAAAUUCGCAUUCCAGAAACUCAGAUGAAGUCAUGGAAAAACGAUCAGUGUGAAGUCUGCUGCACCGAUCUAACCCAGCUCAAAAGAGAAGCUGUUGCCAUGGUGAAUACUCUGGAAGAAUCCCAAUUCCUCGCUUACUAUAAUAUUCCCGGAUAUGUGGUGGGGCCAAACGCUGACCAGUUAAGUCGACGGGCGGACAAACAGCGCUUGCAAAUGGGCGUUACUAUGGAUACUAGUGACCGAAGUGGGAUAGUUUAUGUGAAGCCAGAUGAAACAGCGAUUGGUUCAUCAUUUUUGUCAAGGUAAGAAUAAAGCUAUUGAAUUCAGAAAACUGUCUUGAACUGGCUUCGUGUUGCUAUGCCACGAAAAAGCACUAAAAUCAUCGCUGAAUAUGUCGAUAAAUCAGUGGAUGUUUUCUUUGAAUAAAGGUCAAUCACUGUCGGAAAGCUAAGACAUAGAGGGAAAAAUACAAAAAAUAGUCCGAAUUUUUCCAAGUUACGAUUAAUACUUACCAUAGCACGGUUCCUCGGGAUAAAUCUUACUCCAAAAUAAGCAACAUAGCUUAACAGUUGGAGUAUUUAAGAUACCUUUCUUACCUUAGAAAUUAAUUAGGUGGAACUGAUUACUCGUACCCUAUACUGUCGUUCACAAUUAAAUAACUGUCGGCCAUGAACUUUAAAAAAAAGUCUUUUUCUAUGACCCUUAUUGUGACAGAUGAAAGGUUAUGACAAGAAUCAUUAUAUCGUAUGUAAAAGAGAAUAAACAGCAUUUCGAGAAUUAUAUGGCUUUAUUAUCCAAGUUCUUCCCCCUUGUCUUUAGAAAAAGGAAGAAUUUAAUGAGGGGUCUUUAAUUAUCAUAAUGAUGAAAAGAUGUAGAUUUGAUAACAGAGGAACAUGUUUUUUCGUGAAAGUAAACAUUUAACACGCCUUAAGUCGGCGAAAAACAAAAGAAAACAAAUAAAGUUGAAUUCUUAGCAAAUGUUUUUAGCUGUAGUGCAUAGCUUGAGCCUGUGAAAUUUCUAUCUUGAGUGAAAUGACACCCUGCCUCAAUAAUCGAAACAAUGAAAGGGUUAAUUUUGAAUAUCUUUCUCGGUAAUUGAGAUAAAACGCCCGUUGUCUAGACUCUGGGCAUUUCCUAAGUUUGAAGUAAACGUUUUCCAUUUCCUGGAAGUUUGAAAAUUGUCUGUUUUUAAAAUAUUAUACAGUGAAAUCCCGUUAAUACCGUCACCAAUGGGCCAAAAAAAUUGGCCGUAUUAACGUGGGCUUUUUUACAAGAAAUUGUAUGUGUAUGUCGGUUUUUACCAAGCGGCCAAAAAAAGUGGCCGUAAGGUGGGGUUUCACUGAAACUAGAAUCCGGGACACAAACUACAGACACGCUCUGUCUAAUAAGUCAACACUGUCAGUCAAGCAUUUUAAACAAUUCAAAAUUUAAAUCUUGAAUGGUGUUGUUGUUUCCCUAUUUUGAGAUUUGACCUGUUCACACCAUAUUUCUUUGAUAUAAUCCAAAAUGAGCUAUUAAGAAAACUGUACUUGAGGAACUAUAAGAAUGCUCUUAAAUGAAUUCUCCUUUAAACCAAUAAAACCUGCCCCUUUCAAGAGAGUCUUUAACAAAGUCAACGAAACAGACAUGGCGCCGCCUACAAAACCCGCCUGCAUUGUUAGUUAGUUAGUUUCUCUUUUUAUUUAUUGGCAAACAAAACGUCAUUUAGUGUUAUUGCUUUCCGCUUUCAUUAUGAGACACUUCGAGUUGUGCUAAAGAGGAAAAUUCACUGUCACUUCGGGUGAAUUUAAGCGUAGCGAAUUCAAUGGCCGGACAAUCCGAACAGAGCGCUGAGCCGCAGAUCGUAUCUGACUCUCAGUACUUAACACCAUGGCAAGCGUUAACAUGGAAACAAGAAUUGGUAAAAGCAACUUCCAGGUAUAUAACUCUCCGUAUUGCAUGUCAUAUCAGUUCCUUAUACGUGCUCGCUUUAAUUUGCAUUCAGUCGCUUGUGAAUAUCAAACGUUCGGCUCUCAUAAAGGCUAGUUUUUUCAUCCUUUAACAAAUUUUGUCUGUUACAAUCUGAGAGCUGUUGGAUGUCGAAGAAAUUAACAUUAGAUAUCACAAGGUUUUAUUCGACGAAAAGUCACGUCAACUUCCCUCUUUAACACAUGAAACACGAGUUACAUAUCGUGAAAUAUUUGCCUUUCUAUCUAUAAAAAACCCGACUACCAUGCCUAAUUUUUAAUCUGUUUCCCAAAGAUUAUAUUCAAGAAACUAACUAACCGCUAAUCAAGUUUUUUUAUUAGCUAAGUCGAAGCUGAAUGAACACAUGUCCACAGGGAAGGUUUCUUUUUCUUUGAAAGUCAAUAUUUGCAUUCUUCCUUCUUCUUCCUGAACUUUUCUUUUCUUCUACCGUCAAAACAAAUCUUAACCGUAAUCCCUUGUAUUUUUUACCUUUGACGUCAAAGUACAUCUGUUUUAAAAUUAUGCGGAAAAAAGGCGAGGUAAAAAAAUUCUGCCACAAAUAUUUCUAACAAUAUCUUUUAUAAUUUUCCUGCUCUGCGUGCGGUCAGAAAAGAAUGUUUUACCGUGCAAUACGAUUGGAUCCCUGAGCUCAUGUCCGCUCUGCUUAACCACAACAUUUACGCGCCAAAACCUUUUCAAAUCAUGUGUUCACCUUAUUAAAAUAAUAUAUAGAUCUAUUAGGCAGGGCUAAACGCGAACCUCCCGUUAAUACGUUGCCACGGUAAUUACAUGGACUCGUCUCUCCUAAAAAAAAAAAAAGAAUUGAACUUGAACCCGCAAUUAAUUUACAGCUAAUAACUGGUCAGCGGAAAACUUCAAAAAAACACGUGAACUAGAUAAGUUGACAUCUGUCAUGUGAUACUUGUCAGCGGAUACUCUGUUUGGAAAACUGUCGAUUAAGCUUAACAUGAAAGUCUAAAAUCAAAAUAGAAUUAAAUUCAAAAUGACUACUGCAAAGACUGAUCAAACAAUCUGAAAAAAACUGGCCAAUACUAAUCUUCAUCACGUUUAUUAGGAAAAACCACGAAUAUUCAGAAUAUAUACCACUGUAUUAUAAUAAACGGAAGUUACAUGGUAUGACGUGGUAAGGUGUGGCUGUUAAGAAAAAUAAAUCGAAAAAAAGAUAAAUAUUACACAAUGAUUAUUGUUCUAACAUCAAGCUAACGCAGGUUGCAGGCUGCCACACUUCUUAGAAAAUGACAUUUCACAUUGGUUGCCCUGUGGUGCGGAGGGACGGACGGUUGGACGGGCGUACGGUCACGUGAUUACCAAAUUUUCUCGGAUGCAUAAAUAACCAAAUUUUAUUACCCAUGGUGCUUCGCGCGCCGAAGAGCUCUGCUGCAAAUAAAAUUAAGGACAAAUGUGUUCUGCCACAUUGACCUCUGAGUCUUUAUCGAUAAUAACCAUGAGUUUUCUUUCAGAGCUGCCCAAAAAUUGAUGUCUUCUAAGAAGAAACACAAAAAAGGACACACGCAAAAGCAAGAGGCCUCCCCACACUACCCCUCACCGUCUGUCGAGUUGAUACCAUCGCGACAUGGACAAAAGGAAGUCCAGCCCUACCCCUUCCCUACUAAGUUCAAGGAAGUACUCCGGGUGUCAAGCCCAGCUGUGCCUCCAGGUCUGCUUAAACUGCACACCAAGAGGACGGAUGGGAAGGUAGGAUUCACGAGCGUUAACGUUUUAACUCCCAAGAAAGCUUAAAGUCAAAUUUUAGCUAAAAUCCCCAAUUUCCAAACCAGGUUGUACAUCAUAAUAAACAGUACCACGGGAAAGGACAGUUCAGUAGCUCUCAUUUGAAUGGUCACACCAUAGGAUUUCAUUCACAGACUCAAAGGUUAGAACCACCUUGUACAGCAUAAUAAACAGUACCACAGGAAAGUACUGCUCAGUAGCUUUCAUUUGAAUGGUCACAUCAUAGGAUUUCAUCCACAGACUCAAAAGUCAUAACCACAUUGUACAACAUAAUAAACAGUACCACAGGAAAGUAUUGCUCAGUAGCUUUCAUUUGAAUAUUUACACCGGCCAUAAAAUUUCAUUCACGGACUUCAAAGUUCGCCAUGGUUCGCAUUUACGUGGUCGUACAGUAGGAUUUUGUUUUAAGAUAUAUUUUUAAAUAAUAGCGCCUUUAUAUUUGUCUCCGUUAUGCUGAUUCUGUUACUAAAAGAUUCACACAGAUCCCUCUAACAGUAUCUUAUUUAUAAUAAAGCUUUGAUGUCAGUUUCCCCGCGUUUUUUAGAUAUGAUCCUUGAAUGGGCCAUUUCCUAGUUGCCUCAAGCCUCUGUUUCAAAGCGAGGCUAAUUGCGAAGCCAUUGAUAUGAAAACGGUUUUUUAUUCUGAUACCAGGAAAACUCAUUGUCACAAGAAAGGUACCUUUUACACUUAGCCUCGUUUAGAAAUCAGAGUUUUUGGAGCUCGGAAAUGGCAUAUCGUGAAUAUAAAGUAAAAUAGAGGGCGCUUACGUUGAACGUCGGCGGUUUUAAUCGUAGGUUAAAGUCAUGCUUCGAAUCGGUCCCUCAUUUCCUGGAGAGACCGGCUCCUUUAUGAAAGUCGACCAGAAAAGAAGACAGGUUACGCUAUACGAUCCUAGCACUGUAGGUCACGUGUCACAGACGCACAGAAAAAUGGGUGUGGCAGCCCCCAAGAUGUUCGCGUUUGACUCAAUUUUCGAGUCGGACUCCACUCAGGUAAGUGAGAAAAAAUUGCAUUGUUUUGUUUUUGGAGUACCUGUUUGACUGAACUUUUGCCCGUUCACAGUUACAGAGAACUCCAGCACUUGAAUUUCUUAUUCGGUUUAAAGAGGCUUUAUUACGGUUUCUCUUAAGUCAAAGAAACUUUGUAUGGCACACAAAACAGUACCUUUGUCUCCAAUGGUAGAACGACCUUGAACAGCGUAAAAACAAGCACAAAAUUAUUGCUCAAUUGCUCUCAUUUAGAUUGACAAACCUUAGGAUUUCAUUCGGCAAAGACUCAAAACUUAGAAUCACCUUGUAAAGCAUAAUAAUCAGCACUCAGUAGCUUAGUUUGAAUUAUCCCACUUAAGAGUUUCAUCCACAUGUUAAAAAGUUAGAACCAUCGUGUUCAUAAGAUUCCAGAUUUACAAACGGUCACAAUAUUACUUUUCUUCAGGUUGAAGUAUGUUCAGGCUCACUAGUGGACGUUCUCCAAGCUGUAGUUGGAGGAUCGGAUGGCUGCCUGUUCUCGUAUGGUCACGCUGGAUUAGGUAAACUUAUACCACGAGUCUUUUGCCACUUCAAAAGCGAGAGGGAAACUAAACAGCGUAAACUUUCGCAAAGACUUCUGGGACCGUUACUAUGGUUACGGAAAAAAAAGCGCGUCCUUAGUAGCGAUCCCAGAAACAACUGCGGGACACAUUUCGGCCCCAGUCCCCUAUCCGCUUUACGAGCAAAAUUUUUAAAAAAUAUUUGAUGUUGUAUUUUUUAGUACUUUGUAUUUAUAAAUACCUAUGAUCGUAACUUUAUUUCGAUCCAUACUUCUCUUAGGAAAAACCAACACAAUGAUUGGCCGAGAUGAAAAGGAACAAACUUUAGGUUUGAUUCCCUGCGCGUUGUCGUGGCUGUUCAGACUAAUAAGCGACCAGAAACAAAAGUAAGAGAAAAGUAAACUUCUUUUCAGUUGUGGCUUAACCAGUUAUAUUCGAUAUUGAUUGAUGUUAUUUUGCUUUCUUCUUGAUUGAUUUUAGAACGGGGACGAAAUUUUCCGUUCGGGUAUCAGCAGUCGAGAUCGUUGGCCGAUCGGAAACCGUUCGGGAUCUACUCUCCGAACAAGCCACAGGUAAUGACUGUAAAAAAAACCACAGCUCAGUUUAAAACCUGAAGCUUAACACCCCAAGAAAAUGUAACCAAAGAUUAAACUUCAAUAAGGGAUAAAAUCGUAAAUGAUUUUAUUUCUUAAUAAUAAUGAGUCGAUAAACAUCAGUAUUAUUAAGUAGGUUCUUAUGAAAAUAUGGUAAAAACAAAGUAGGGUGAUAACUUGAAAAUUUUGUUUCUUUACUUUAAGGUUAAGUUUAUAGGAAAAAAAGCUAAUUCCUCUCACUUUUUUGUGUGUUUGUGUUCAAAGGGAUAGAAAACGGCAUCGGGGAUCCAAGCCCUAGCGUGUUUCUAAAAGAAGACCGUAUUGGUGGAGCGCAGGUAAACAAUUUUUUUGUUACUUUAACCCCUUUAAGGCCUCUUAUCCUCAUACAAUCUCUCACGACUGUUCUCCAUUUCCUUGCAGAAUUAGUUGAGAGAAUUUGAUAAAGAUCAAAGCAUUUUCUAUUGGUGGUCAAUCAAUUAAUUCUCAUGACUUUUUUCUCUUGUUCAUGUAUUGAUAUUGUAAGAAGAGAAUUCAUUUUAGUCACCCUUGAAACUUAAAAGGUUCAACUCCCGCAAGACUGGUUUAAGACACCAAUAUGGCCGCGGUUAUAUCGUUUUAGGACACCAAAACGCAACAGGACGACAGAAAAAACAAGACGGCAAAACGCUUGUGUGUGACAAAAGUGACAGGCCUAUUACUUAUGUGUUUUCUGGUGAUCUUCACUUAAGUAAUUGUUGUUUAAAGGAGGGUGAAGUUCGGCGGGAAAGUUUUUCAAAUUAUUGUCACGCUUGUCACACAAGGUUUGCCGUCUUCUUUCCUCUCUCAUCCUGUUGCGUAAGCUCACAAAUAUGGCCGCCGUGACGUCAUGUGAAAAGGUUCUAAUGGAAAGUGCCUAUGACAUGCGCAACCAGCUUCAAUCCUGUAUAGUAUCAAACUUCUCUUGUUCUCUUGUAAUUAAAAAGACAAGUAAAAUUUAGUAGGAAUCUGCCGUGACGAUUCUUAAUCCCGAGAUUGAAGAAUCUAAUCACUGAGAAUGCUUGGCGUCUUUGUAAUGGACACGAUUUUUGUCUAAUUUCAGGAGAUCAAUCCCACGGAGCUUCGCGCAGCUACUGCUGAGAAGGCAGCGUACUAUCUUGACGCCGCUGUUUCUUCAAGAACAAAACCGCUGACCAACCAGACUGAAGGUACGGGGCUUAUGUUUCGUUUUGUCUGCUACACAUUUGCGGAAAUCGAAGAACAAGCAGUUUAAUAACUGAUUUUUUUUCUGGUUCUCUUUUUUUCUUUCAGAAAACAACGAUUGGGAAGAAAAAAUGAACUCUCACAUGUUCUUUACAGUUCAUAUCUAUCAAUACCGCGUGGACAAAAACUCCAAAAAUGCUGGCGGAGGUAAGAAAAUUUAUGAUACUCGUUCUCGUGUAAAUUUUGCUAUUUACUGUAAAUGAUCUUCAUGACAAGCUUCGACCUCCUUCAAUACAGACACGUUAUCUCGUUCACGCAGUUUUACGUUUCUCUUGAACCAGUGUUUUGUUUUUUCUCGCCAGUCCACGGAGGCCGUUCUCGGUUACAUCUGAUCGAUCUCGCCAGCUGCGAGGGGUACACUGGGUCCAAGAAAGAUGGAGGAGCCAGCAGCAUGUCCUUGUCUGGACUCGGAAACGUGAUCAUUUCCCUGAUAAAUGGCGCCAAACACGUGCCACACAGGUGUGUGUCACUGAAGUAAAAAGCCUGAGUCGUGGGCGCCGGUUAAUUUUUAUAGAGCGCGCGAGAGUAACACGCAACAACAACAAUACAGUACAUGCCUCUCCUUUUCGCCCCUCCUUUGCGCGUGCGCGUUCUCGAUAUUUCUCCUUUCGUCGUAAAUGACAAGCAAAUAUCACGACAGCGCAUGGUAAGAAUAAAGCAGACUAAAGUGAACUACAAAACAAAGUCUUCAUGUAGUUAUAUUUGCACGAGAAAAGGCUGGACUGACUUUUUUCUAAAAAUUAGAAUAAUAUAACGCAGAAGAGGAAAAGGACUCUCGCAGAUCAAAAAUUGGGGUGACGUAAAUUUUACGUGUCGAUUUAAAUUGACAAAGUUCAGUUUAGUUUAGAAACACCAUUGUAAACAAGUUGCAAGAGAAAAUCCAACUUAUUUGCAGAAAAGUCGGUUAUUUAUCUAUUUAUUGAUUGAUUGAUUGAUUUCCUCAACAGAACAAGUAAAAUAACACGCAUGCUCCAAGAGUCAAUUGGAAAUAUGUCAUGUCGUACAACGAUGAUUGCGCAUGUCUCACCUUCGCUUCCAUUCUACUCUGAAACCCUGUCCACUGUCCAGCUUGCUAGCAGGCUCCACCGCCUCCGCAAACGAAAGGGAAAGGUAAGCAAGCGAUUGUCAUAUCGUCAUUUAUUUUUGAAGCCUGGCUAGUCCCAGACUUCCUCUUUAAAAUAAAGGAAAUCGCACAAAAGGUACACGCUAAUAUCGAACGAAAUUUAUCAUCCGGAAGUCGGAGUUGUCAUAUAGCAGAUACACUGGGCCACUGAGUUUCAGUAUGGAAAUAUUAAACGUCUGUACUGUGGUCUCCGACUUUUCUUCGAGACCAUAUUGAUCAUUACUAAAGAGAAUUCCGCUAUUCCCUACGAGCCCCGACAGGUGACGUAAUCUAAGACUUUUGAUCCGGGAUCAUUUUCUGAACAAUCAAAUCACCUAUAGCCACUAAUAAUAUCUCUGCAAUUUUGUUUUGUUUAUAGAGGGAAUUGUCCUGCUAUUUGUACUUGUUAUAAUUAAUUUUUGUGGUCUCUUUGACGACCGCCCUUUGUACCCAAGAUACAAUGAGAAGGCUUAUUGGGUUAGCUGCUCAAAUAUGUUUUCAUUCCUUUGAUUUUGUUAUAACUCCACGCAUGGCGCACUCUAUUCAUUUGAACAUACCUCCCUUGGGCCAGCCUCAUGCGAAUUGCAUUUCCACACACGCGAGCCAUUUAUCUUUGCGCCAAAGUACGUCUUGCAAUUCGCGGACGGGUUUGGAAUUAAUCGCGCAGUUUCUGUGCGAAAGGGAAUUGGUAAGUGCCGAUAUCUUUUGCAAUAUUUGUGCGCAGACUUGCGAGAUAUCAUUCCUUGUACUGAAUAUUAGCUAGGAAACUUUACUGCCUCGCUGAAUACUUAGUAUUUUAGGCAAGGCCACUGUUUCAAUAGUACUCUUUCCAAUAUUUUAUAAAUUUGACUCGUCAAGUAAACCAUACGCGCAUUCAUCAAAAUCAGUGUAUUAUACUUGAAGAAUCUUUAAAGUUUACCAUCUUCAUGGAUCUGCCUCCGAAAUAUGCGAAAAUGUCUCUUACUUUUUGUUUUAUUUCAUAAAAAAGUACAGUAUGCGAAUGUUCUGCCAUGGAGGGCUCAGUAAUUUGAAUGAUUUCAUCAUUAGAUUUCGUCCACACAACUUAGUUUACCGUGGUAUAUUUUCUCUGUUAUACACUUGAAUUAUAUAUAUAACUAUUAUCCGACUUCCCGUGGCAUAUAGCUACAUGAUUCAUGUCUAAAUCUGUGUUCUGCGAGAAUUAUGGUUUAUCGAUUCUGUAACUAAAAGAGCAAGACAAAUUGGCUCUAGCAUUUUUAAUUCAUUGAAUAGUUUAUACACAUUUGGGUAACGAAGAAAGAGAAAAACAAUUAAUAAAGUUAAAAUUGCUCGAAUAUUUUUCGGAGAUCUAGCUCAGCGCAGAAAUGUGGCUUUGUUAACACAGAAAUCGCCUUCGUAACGUUGAGUAAAGGGCAAACUAUAACGCUGAAGAACUGUCUAUUUUUGUUACACUGAAGUUAGUUGCCAGCUCUGCGAUAUUGUGGUCUUGGGAACUAUACGUCGCGAGUGAGUACCAGGACGUUCUCAAGCAAGUUAUUUUGAAUAAGUAUUUUUGAACAGUCUGGACUCGGCAAGAAUGACAAGGGAACAAAAUAAUUUUUGUACUGGCUUUUGUUUUUUAGACAUAUUUGAUCCCUGUCGAGGCAUACUACCAAUUACAAUGAAAUGCUGUAAAAAAUUAUUGCACAAAAAUCACACUGCUUCGAGCUAGAUAGUUCAAGCACUUUUCAGUUUUCACUUGGUGUCAGAACGAAUGUGCAUUACUGUCCUUGCUAAGAGCUAAAAAUCAUCAACACAUGCUAAAACUUCAAGCUUGUAAUUAAGAUUUACACUUUUCAAUUGAUUUGAUAUCCCGUAGAGCAAGUUAAAAGUAUGUACUAUAAACAAUCAUUUGUAAUUCAAUUUGAGCAGAAUGUUAGUGAAUUUCACUUUUAGCCACUAACGAAACAAACCAGCCCCUUCAAAUGUACUAACUCUACAGCGAUUAUGCUUGACAUUUGAUUGUUUUGAUAGUUUUUGCCACUGCAUCCAUGUUUGAUAUAUUUUCCUGGCCUCAGCCCUGGGGCAAUAUUCUUAUCGCCCUGUAUGAGUUUUUAAGCCUCGAUGUUUGCCAAUUUUGACAAAGAUGCCCUCUCGUGCUGUGAAGAAUUUAGGUUAUAAAUCAUUUAACUCUGUCGUUUAUCUGGAAGUGUCUUUUUAAACGAUUGUUUUAUCUGCAGACAAAAGUAGUAAUUAUGAUUUCUGUACCACUAACCGCAGAAAAUAAGAGAUAUGCAAGUGGUGUAAAUGUCUUUUUCCAAAUGUAGAAAAUUGUUAAUACUUUUAAUGCCUACAUCAUCCAAUAUAAUACUUGCGGUGUAAGGAUGUUUAUAAUUCACCCUCAGUUCUGUGAUUAUUCCUAUAUUAACAAAACUAAUACAACUCAGUGUCUUUUUGGAAAGGAUUAACGUGUUUAACAUAUAACAAUACGAUAUAAUCCUCGAAGAGGCAGUGAGACACUUCAAUUUGAAAGGGUCAGUAUUAUCAAGCGCUUAUUAAAUCUUGACCAUAUUAGCUCAAUAGGUUAAGGCAAUUUGAAUGUGUGCUUUGAUAAGAAGUGCUCGACUGUACUUGAUUUUUCCCUACCUUGAGUAUUUUUUAAUGACAUCCUAGGCAUUUUAAUGACUAAUUCCAUCAUUUUUCAGGGAUCUAGCACAAGUUCCUCCGGGGGUGAAAGUUCCUGCGACGAGUCCCGAAUUCGGAAGCCAAGACUUCGAACAGCCGAGCCAAGACUACGAACCACAGCACUGAACGAGAAGCUGCGCGAAGAUUGUCCAAUCGAUGAACCUGGUAGUUCCGACUACAACUCCAGCACUGGCGAAGAAUCCUGCGAUACAGUGAUAUACGUGGGUCCUGACGGGGCCAUAAGUGACCGGGAGCUCACAGAUAACGAGGGGCCGCCCACUAGGCUCCCUCUCAAGAACUCUAGGGUGUCCAGCAGUACACAGUCCCUUGUGAGGAAACUAGAGUCCAUUGAAAACGAGGAAGUGGACGACAAGGAAGAAAGUGAAGAGAUAAAACGUGAGGUGGAAGGCAGCGAGGACAGUGGAGGCCUCGUCAAAGAAAACAUUAGAAAAGAAUUUUCCAAACGUGAAGAAGGAGAGGGCGAAAGCAGCGAAUAUUACACCGAAGAAUCGUGUUACGAGACUGAAAUAGAAAUUCCCCCGGAAAAUCCAACGGCAAGUCGGAAAAGACUUCAUGAUAAAAAAGUUAGCCCGACAAACAGUAUUGAAAGAACACGAGAAGACGCGAAAAGAACUAGGACAUAUCUUAGCGACUCUGAACAAAAGGAACUUUAUGAACCCCCAGCUUCCGAGCUAAAUACCUUGAUUCUGCCAUCCAAGUUUGGGUCAAACCUUGACCUUGAUGAAACUAUGAAUUCUCAACACACAACUGUAGUUAUUCCUGUCCAGUCUUUCCCAGGCGAGGAGGCCAAGCUGCGCACGCGUGUAAUGAGCCCAGAGACCUCAAGUGAGUCUUCAGACGCUGAGAGUAUAGUAAUGGCCAAGGUGCCGUCAUUUUCGUUUCUCACUUGCGAGGCUAUAAAUGACUUUCCCACGGACUCUAUCUCAAUGGAAUCUCUGAACAUGGAGCAGGACUUGCACGAUUACGAAUUGUCACGCCAUAACGGUAACCCCGCUGCUGAGCACAAUGGUAACGCAAUCGAAGCUGGAGAUUCGCUCAAUUCUGAACUUGAUUUCUUGGAUUAUGAAGUAUCGCAGCACUACGAAAAUAGACAAAGUCACGUGAGUGGUAAGACAACCGAGGAGCUGAUCAAAAACUGCCAGCCACCCUCACCGAUGUCAGAAUCCGGAGAAUUAUGCUACGUCGUCGAAGAAACUCGAGAGACAAGCUCGGAAGAAUUAUCAUACGAUGAUUCUGAGAUUGCGUGGGGUAAAAAGAACGCGGACGAUGCAAUCAUUGCCGAAGCUUUUUGCGAAGAGGAAAAAGAAAUGGAAGAAGAUGAUUCCGAGAGAAAUUUCACCGGAAAUGAGACGGAUGUUCUAUUUCCGGAGCUGGAGGAGCGCUUGCAGGAUGUCGACGCAUGCGCGUCUCCUGAGACUGCAGCCGGGGAAAUGGUCCAGCAUAAACCGGGUCACCGUCAAGGUUCAGACGAUAGCGCCACGGAUUCUGAUACCGACGUAACGCACAGUUACACGUUUGAAACGCCAAUGAAAACGUUCUAUCGUCUCGUUCCUUCUCCCCAGUCGUCAUCUACGGAGGAUGAACUCGAGGACAUUCACGUAUUGAAACCGUUUCACAGUAAAGUUUUGUCUCCAAUACCUGAGUUUCCGUCAGUCGAGUCUAACCUGAACAGAACGUCUGCUGACUCACAAAACGGUAGCAAUAACCGCGCCAGCUGCAGUUACAGCAUCGUUAGCGUUGAAAUUGAUGAUGGAAACACAACUGUUCGUCUUGAAGGAGACAAAGAGAAUAUUCCCAUGGGAAAUAUUUCAGUCAACAACAACAAGGGAGACUUACGCUCACUUCUUCAAAAAUUCGUCGCUGAGCAACUGAGAGAAUGCGAGGGCGAAAAGUUCUCAUCACGGUAUGUUCGACCAGCCGCUCGACAUCCGGAGAAUCGCCGACCACGUCCGAGGUCCAACCGACCACCUGUUCCCCUGUCUUCGUAUGACACAUCAAAUAGUGACACUUUGUUACCGCCUCUGGUACCACAAAAGCGCACGUGUACAGAGACUGCUAGGCUCAUCUCCAGUCCUAAACUUCGGUUUCGCGGUGAGAGAGACUAUGACAGUGACACUGCGCCGUGCGCUGGCAAAACUCAAGAUGAGGAUUGGUCGAGUGAUAGCUCUAUGACGGCUAAGACAGAGCCCUGGUGUACGCCAAGCCGAAGGGUCGUAAGAUCGCGUUUUGCAUCAACGCCAAGACUUUCGUCGCUUGCGGUGGGCAAUAUGAAAACCAGCGUUACGUUUCUGGGAAGUGAGGAUGAGAAUAACAAUUAUUAUGGAGCCAGUAGUCUGGAAAAAAAGUGCGUUAUAGAGGGUGAGGACAUGUUAGAUUAUUCCUUAGCAAAUCCUGAUGACAGAACAUCGGAUCAUGUUGCAUUUAAGGACAGCAAGAGCUGCAAUGCGCAUUACGUUAAGGCAAAUAAUAGUCCCUCUAAGCGAAGCGACCGCUCAUCCGUUAGUUCUGUGUCCAAUUUUGUGAAGUUGACUUACUGCGGAUCCGAGCUAUCGGACACAGAGUACACAGAGAAAGCUGACAAAGCUUCAAAACAAGAUAAACCAUCCAAGAGAACUUUAUCACCAAUUCCUUCUGCGGCAAUUUCGGUUUCUGUGGAAAGACCGGACAUACAAUACCGUCCGGUUACUCCAGAAACGCCUUACGCUCCGCAGGAAGAGUUUAUCUCCCGUUUUCACGAUCGAAAUUCUCCGCCUAGGAUAGUUUACCGGCUAUCCGGGGAAUUUGUGGCGACGAUUCCCUCCGAUUCUAACGUAGAGAAACCAGAUACUCAAAACGCAGUCACAACAAGCGGACGUUCCAACCGCCAGUACCGCCUCUCUGGGGAGUUCAUAGCAACGUUCACAACAGCUGCUGCCAACACGCAAAGCGCGUCUACGUUGGCGUUGACGUCAUCAAAUACGGACGAGACCUGUCCAAAAUCUGAGAGCACAGAGGUGGUCUGGGUGCAGAAUGAGCCCGUGGUAUCAGCUGGGGAGACGACAGCGGAUGAGAUGUCGGGCCCUGCUACCCCUGUUCCUACAAGGAGUGGAAAGUUUGGAAGAUUCAAAUUUUUCGGGUAAGUAGAUUGAAGUCUUUUCUCUCGUUUGUUAACCCCGUUUUUUUAUAUGGUUCAUAGACUUGAAUCUCAGGUCAUAGUACUUUUGAUUGAACAGGCUCAUUUUCACUGAGCAUUACCAUUGCAGUCUCAUUGUAAGGAUGACACGGUAGUAUUCAGAGUACGUGUAGGUAGCUCGCGCUAGAACGCAGCUCCUUCCCGCGAUUAGUAAUCCCCUAAAGCUAUUUCUGCGCCCAACGAACGCAAGAGAAAAAAAAUGUGCUGGUGUAUAUUCUCAAGGGGUCGAUUUUUGCAUGACACGAGCGUGCUUAGGGCAGAAGACUUGGAACAAUCACGCUAUAAAGUGCGUUUUCACAUGACGUCACGUCCGCCCCAUUGGUAUUCCAAAACAAGGAAACGGCGGCUAUGUUGGAGUUCUAAACCAGUUCCAUGGGAUUGAACCUUUUUGUUACGCAAAAACGUUCCUUUGUUGCAAUGAAUUUGCAAAGCUGCCGGCCACGUGAGUGAAAAUGCUCUGACUUUUAGUUUCUGGGAAACUGCCCACCUACCCCUCCCCUAAACCAACAUUAAUACUUAAUUCUUACUUAGGGCAAAAUGUUGUCUUAGGGGAGGGGUAGGUGGGCAGUUUCACAGAAACGUGAAAUGAUCCGGUAUUUCAUUACCUCCUCAUAUUGAGUUUUGCCCGUUUUAUCGUUCCUCUUUAGGCGAGACCGCAGUAGUUACAGCAGCGGUCAUGCAAGUGACAGCAGUAUUGGAGACUCUUCGGGAUUCCGCGGUCGAAGUCGUUCGCUUAAAAGAGCGAAGUCACGUACGUAUAUUCCUCUUGCUUGCUAGUUGGGAAAUGGCUUCGAAACGUUAGCUCUGUUAACUCACAACCAUUUGCCAUGGUUUGUAGUAGGUGAUUAAUUAGAGUGUUCUUGUAUAAUUAUAACGCCUUUCCGCUGUUUUAAUUUUGAUACAACACUGAGUGGAACCUAAGAUAUUUUUUGUAUUUCCUUGUAGUGUCUUCCAGAUCUGACGCAGCCAGCAGUAGCGGUUAUGAGAGCAUGCGCAACGAUGCUAGCCACGCAUCCAGUGACAGCUGUAGCGAGAAAGGACUGAACCGUUCAAAAAAGAAAGGUAAGAAAAUCCAUUUUCUUAAGCUAUUCCCUUAAGAGGAAAUAUUGUUUUACUGCUUCAAGAACCUUGUUGGUAGGCGCACGUUUGUUUAAACAACGAAUUCUGUUGGAAAAGAAAUCUAAAAAAGGUUUGAAAGUUUAAUGAUCCGUACUGUGACACUUUGGGUUAGUGGGCCUGUGCUUCGGUCCAUUGGUCAUGACACAGAUUAUUAUUACCAUAAUAAUGAUCUUAGUUGGAUUCAUUCGCGGUAUAUGCAUAUGGCUGUCGCAUUUUCCCGUUAGAAGUUUUAAGUUUUAAGCUGAAAAAAACAAAACAAAAACAAAAACAAAGCAAUUCCAACGGGCAAAAGCGACUGCUAUGCGUAUCGAUCCAUCUCAUAUCUGUUACUUCCCUUUAAUUACAACCUCUAAAAAUAACUUAAGUGAGAUUCACAUAUCUUGGCCGACGCCCUAAGAAUCGCCCUCUUUCGCAUUAUUCUCUCUUCAGCCCAUUUAAUCAAAUGUGCUUAGUAGAGUCCCUACUUAUUCGUUAGUGGUGUGUAAUUGUUUCGAGAACUUAUGAGGUCCUUAAAUUUUAGGUUCUUACGGCAGGAGCCGCUCUACGUCCCCCGGUUCUGGCUCCAGAAUUCGGAAGUACUCACCAAGGCGCUGGUUCUCAAGAAAGUCCCUGGAUGAGCCAGUUCAGAUAAAAGUUUACGAAGUCGAAGACAUGGAGAAAAUAAAGAAGGCCAUGGACCCAAACUUUCAGGUAAAAAAAAUAUGAGAGUGCUGCUGAACAGUUACCCGAAGGGGUUUCAUUUGAAUGGUCACACCAUAGGAUUUCAUCCACAGACUCAAAUGUUAGAACCACCUUGUACAGCAUAAUAAACAGUACCACAGGAAAGUACUGCUCAGUAGCUUUCAUUUGAAUCAGGUCACACCAUAGGAUUUGUGUUAAGAGUCCGAAGUUGAAAUCAUUGUCUGUGAUUUUGGGAGAGAAACGUUUUACCUGAAAACGUAGCAAAUGGUUGAUUUUCAAGUCUAGGAUCUCUAAGUAGUAUCAGAUUUGUUUAAACCUCUCACUUAUUGUUAUUUUUGUUUCUAUUAUUCAGUGGCAGGAUUCCGAAAAAAGGCAGUCACGAAUUGCUUCACUAAGGCAACGACAACGUAAUCUGAAGGAUGAAUUCUCAGAGGCCAAACAAAGGCUGCUAGAUGAAAACCAAAGAUGGAGUUAUGGACGUAAGUUUUGGAAUGUAUCGUAUGCAUAUCGCUUGUCGUUUUCAUGAUUUCAGGCCGGGAGAGAAUUAGUAUUCAUUCUGAAAAUGUUCCGGCCAAACUUAGGUCGUUUUCAUGGCCCUAUAUGGUUUAAAAAAUGAGGUCCGAGACAAAUCCCUUAACAAUAAAAGUGCAUAUUCCGGAGUAUCUAUUAUGUAAAAAUAGGUUAUAACUAUUUCGUUUCUUUAUUUCGAUCAGAAAUAUGGCUUUGAAUUGCGAAGGAAAGGCUAUCGACGAUUAGAAAUGCUUUCGUCCCUGUUACAAUCAGCUGUAUGAGACAUCAAAAAAAUUUUGCUACAUCUGUUUUUCUUUCCUUUCUUUGCAGUGAGAGCGGAGAAAGAGCUCGACAGCAACGAUCCGAGGUUUAUCAACGCGCUUGAAGAAGACAACAGAAAACUAGAAAAAAGGAUUGCUGCGUUUAAAUCCAACAUCAUGAUGGUGACGUCAUUUGAUAAAAUUACGACAACAGUUUAAGUUGUGACGUCAUAGAAUACUAACGCUAUUGACACUGCAUACAUUGAUAUAUAUAAUAUAUAGUGUGAUAUCAUCAUCGUGUAGACUAAUCGUUGUAUGAAAAUCAAGUAACGUUGCUAAGUGAUGUCAUCAGGUAUCUAAGUGCAUAGGGCGUUUUCACAUGACGUCACGUCCGCCAUAUUGUGUCCCAAGACAGUGAAACAGCGGCCAUGCUAGAGGAAUAUCCAACCAUCCCGAUCUCGUCGGGAUUCCCCCGAUUUUGCUUGAAAAUCCCGAAUUCCGACCAGUAUGCGAUGCAAUUGAGAUAGGAAAAAUCCCGAUUCUGACAUCCGUCCUGAUACUUCCUUAUGAAUUCUCUUGAUACUUAUACAAGCACACCAAAGAGAGUAUACCUUGGACAGAAAUUGUCCUUCUCGGAACACCAGAAAUGGCGUUGCAGAGCAUCAAGAUCUCAACAUUUUCUAGGAGAGCAUGGCCCCUCACCCCGCCUAGCGGCUCGCGCCUUCGGCGCUCGGUAAUUCGUGGGUCAUUGAAAAAUAUCCCGAUUUUACAUACCCCAUAAGGUUGGACAGUCCGUGCUUGUUCCCCAAACCAGUCCUGUGGGACUCGAACCUUCUUUAAUUAUGUAAAAACGUUGAUUCUUUUGUUCCAAUACACACAUGUGUGAAAACGCUCUAUAGCAUACAUCUCAAUAAUCUUUGUUAAAGAGUUAGGUUUUGUAGCUUUCGAACAUAGCAAGAUAUCUGUGUUGUUUAGCUUUUACGCUCAACAAAUUUCUUUUAGAAGUUUUGGAAUAUUUUAAAGGCAAAUUUUUGCCUCGAAUUGUUAUUUUUCAAAGUAAAGUUUUCACUAUAAAAGAAACUAACUUAUUUUUAUUCCCAGAUGACUAAGCUUUAAAUUACAGUAUUUAUAUCUCAC